AAACGGUGAUGAAGAAUAUGGAAUAUCUUUGAUUGUGGACGCGAUGAUAUGUGCUCUUGUCGAAUCAGACUGGUCGAAAGCGCGUUCCCUUAUCGCGAAUUUCAACAAAUUCAGUGUUUAAAUGUACAUAUAGAUGUUUAUGAGGCCAUUAUGGAGAGCAAAUAUGGAGAGCAAACUGAGUUUGAUUUAAUGCAGACGUGGUUGAAGAAAAGCAACGGACUGUUACAAACUCUUCGAAUAAAAUACUGUUCAGUUAAUAUGGCUUCUUACUAUAACGCCUUGUGCAAGAAUAAAAACAGCAUCGCUAAUUUAAAAAAUGAAACAGAAGAAACAAUGAUGAAAUUGAAUGUUAGUUAUGAAAUCGCUAAAGCAGUUACAUGCGACGAAGAAGAGACUCGAUUGAAACUUUGGCAACAGUAUUAGCUGGCGUAUUCUAUGAGGAAAUGGCAUGUAAACGCGGAAAUGACACAAAUAACAAAU
This is a messenger RNA of Nylanderia fulva, 480 nucleotides long. Lineage: Eukaryota; Metazoa; Arthropoda; Insecta; Hymenoptera; Formicidae. The record is from RefSeq and is a predicted model, not a curated record.